Molecule: messenger RNA, 1693 nt
Organism: Exophiala viscosa
Lineage: Eukaryota; Fungi; Ascomycota; Eurotiomycetes; Chaetothyriales; Herpotrichiellaceae
Product: kinase-like domain-containing protein
Exons: 2
Coding region: 296-1465 (389 amino acids)
Biological process (GO): signal transduction; G1/S transition of mitotic cell cycle; protein phosphorylation
Cellular component (GO): cyclin-dependent protein kinase holoenzyme complex; nucleus; cytoplasm
Molecular function (GO): cyclin-dependent protein serine/threonine kinase activity; cyclin binding; ATP binding
Source: RefSeq, a predicted model, not a curated record
AUUAGUAGUGCUGCAUACAGUACAAGGACAAGGACAGGGACAAGGCCACUAUCCUAUCCGCCUUUCUACGCCCGCCGCACCUUGUAUUCUUUCACUCAACGUGUCAAUCAAUGGCUUGUUCUGGAAUUUCCUGACACAGAAUAUGCAGCACAGGGCCAAACGCAGUCUCAGCAAGUUUGCUGGUUGUGAAGACCUCCCACGCCACCAUGUCCAUUGACAUUGGUUUUGCGGAGAGACUGACCAGCAUCGUCUCACUGUAAGCCUUUGUGGAUAUUACGUUGCUCUCGACUGACUGAUGACCGGAAGUACUAAUGCAUUCACACUGCUUGGGAAUGAUGCAAAUGAAGCACGCAGUACUGCUAGGGAUCUCGAAGAAGAAAUUCGGAACAAAGCUACUUCGCCAGAAGAAUACCACCAAAGCCUAGAGAAAGCCAUCUUUGCACUGCAGCGUGUGAAAGACUCUUUGGACGAAGAGGAGAAAGAGUCGCCGGACGAGGCUGAAAUCCUAAACCAUGAAGGACCCAGCUUUGGGAGCUAUCAGUACGCCACUUUUCACGCAGAUGGCCUCAUGUCGACUGUUUUUAAGGCGGAAGCGAAGGAUAGAACCGCUCCUGCACGACUUGUGGCUCUCAAAGUUACUCAUCCAGCCAUGAUGACUCCUCCACACAACAGCGAGAGAGAGGCUCGGCUUCUGGUCAAGGCUCGUUCUGAGCAUGUUGUGCCGCUGUUGGAGGCUUUUCACGAACCAGGAGGACAGUUCAUCCUUGUCUUCCCCUUCUUACGGCAGGAUCUGGAGAAUCUACUUCGGUCAGGACGGCUGGAUAACAGCCAGACGAGCAUGAUUUUCGAAGGACUCUUCAAGGCUUUAGAGCAUAUCCACUCGCUUGGGAUGAUUCAUCGAGAUGUCAAGCCUUCCAACAUCUUGCUGAAGACGAUGCGUGGCCCUGUGUAUCUUGCAGACUUCGGUAUCACAUGGGACCCAGUGGACAAAGACUCCGAGCCGGCAGAUGCCAAAAUUACCGACGUUGGAACCACGUGUUAUCGUCCUCCUGAGCUGUUGUUCGGCCAUCGCUCGUACGACGCAUCCUUGGACAUGUGGGCCGCUGGUUGUGUGGUCGCUGAGAUGGUCAAAGAUGACCACACUCCACUCUUUGAUGCGGGCCCUCUAGGAAGUGAACUCAGCUUGAUCAGGUCAAUGUUUACAAUUCUCGGCACACCCAAUGAUGAGGUCUGGCCUUCAGCUCAAGCGUAUCCAGAUUGGGGUAAAAUGAAGUUCCAGGCCUUUCCGGCAAAAUCCUGGAAGGACCUUUUACCCGGAGCGAGUGCGAAGACUGUUGAUUUCGUCACCAAGACUGUGUGUUACGAAGCAACUGGAAGACUCACUGCUAAACAAGCGCUUGACCACGAAAUCAGAAACGACCUUCAAGGGAACUUGGUACCUAAAGAACAAACCCUUGGCCAAUGAGAUCGAAGGAUGACAUAAGAUCAGACGGUUCGCGACGCGGGCGUAACCUGCAGGUACACCUUCGUGUUCGCGGCAUGCCACCCGUUUAGUAUCUGGUACAACGAUACUGGUCCAUUCAUAUCCCAACAACAGUGCGUGACCCAAUCCACUUCGCCGCUUGACUGGCUGUAUCAAAAAAUGGACCAGGAUUUAUUCGCCUGCUCGCGAAUCCUACGCAGAAUGCUUCAU